Leguminivora glycinivorella is the source of this 1424-nucleotide messenger RNA. RefSeq names its product tryptophan--tRNA ligase, mitochondrial (gene TrpRS-m). Gene Ontology annotation, cellular component: mitochondrion; mitochondrial matrix. Gene Ontology annotation, biological process: mitochondrial tryptophanyl-tRNA aminoacylation. Bases 126 to 1274 code for a protein of 382 amino acids. The record is from RefSeq and is a predicted model, not a curated record. Lineage: Eukaryota; Metazoa; Arthropoda; Insecta; Lepidoptera; Tortricidae. The transcript is spliced from 7 exons. Gene Ontology annotation, molecular function: tryptophan-tRNA ligase activity; ATP binding.
UAAACGGUACAUGUCAAUUUUUUGAGUUCCGAGCCGAGCUGGGAUUUGAUUUGGGUGCAAGUGAAUUUGGAAAUGAUAGAUAUUUAUUAAAGAAAACUUGUAUCUACAAUUAAUUUAGGCUGAUCAUGGAGAUAUUAAAAAGGAGUUUGGUGAAUUGUAAACGGUGUUUAGCUUCCAGGGCGGUACACCAGAGUAGCGCUGCCGCAGUUUCCAGCAAGAGUUCCAAAGAUGGAGGGCCGUGGGAGCGGCGCGUGGUGUCGGGGCUGCAGCCGACCGGUACGCUGCACGUCGGCAACUACUUCGGAGCCCUGCGCCGCUGCGCGCGCCUGCAGCAGGCCGGGGAAGACCUCACGCUGUUCGUAGCAGACCUGCAUUCACUUACCACCAGACAUGACGCGAAAGCGUUGCGUGAAGACACUUUAGAACUAGCAGCGUUGGCUUUGGCGUCCGGCGUGUGUCCGGAGCGAGGGACGCUGUUCGUGCAGUCGGCCGUGCCGCGCCACGCCGAGCUCUGCUGGCUGCUCUCCUGCCUCGCCACCAUGGCGCGUUUGUCCGCGCUGCCGCAGUUCCGCGAGAAGUCCGCCACACUGCGCGACGUGCCGCUCGGGCUGCUGCUGUACCCGGUGCUGCAGGCCGCCGACGUGCUGGUGUACCGCGCCACGCACGUGCCCGUGGGCGCCGACCAGCUGCAGCACCUGCAGGUGGCCUCGGCGCUGGCGCGCCAGUUCGCGCACCGCUACGGGCCCGCCUUCCCUACACCCGCGCCUUUAUUACCAGAUGACGGCAGCGACCGUAUUCGUAACCUCCGCGACCCGGCCAAGAAGAUGUCCAAGUCGGACCCCGAGGGGAAAUCAAGAAUCUUAUUGACAGACGACGACGCCGCCAUCGCGCUCAAGCUCAGGAAAGCCGUCACCGACUUCACCCCGGAGGUGACAUUUGACCCUGAAAAUCGGUUAGGCGUGUCGAACCUCAUACAGCUGCACUGCUUGUCGACGGGCAUGACUACCGACGAAGCGGUCGACGCAGCCAAAGGACUGACGACGGCGCAAUACAAGGGCGUGGUGGCAGCCGCAGUGUCGGCCGAGCUGCGCCCCGUGCGCACGCGCUACCUGGAGCUGCGGUCGCGGCCGCGCGUGCUGCGCGACGUGCUGGCGCGCGGCGCGGAGGCGGCGCGGCGCCGCGCCGACGAGACCUAUGCCGACGUGGCCGCGUGUGUCGGCGUCGCCGCGCCGGCGUUACCGCCUCGCGCCGUGCUGCACGCCGCCGCCGAGUAGAUAGCGCAACACUAGUUCACCCGAUGACUAUCGUCUGUGACAAAAGCUAAUAGACAAAAAAAAGGUCUAAUACGAAAGAGUUCGAGUAGAGUUAAUUUAAGUAGAUCGAGUUAUGAUAUUUUAUUUUAAAUAAAAAAGUUAAGUUGUAAA